Messenger RNA from Fomitopsis serialis, 3990 nucleotides. RefSeq names its product ABC-transporter. The transcript is spliced from 21 exons. Gene Ontology annotation, molecular function: ATP binding; ATP hydrolysis activity; ABC-type transporter activity. Gene Ontology annotation, cellular component: membrane. The record is from RefSeq and is a predicted model, not a curated record. Lineage: Eukaryota; Fungi; Basidiomycota; Agaricomycetes; Polyporales; Fomitopsidaceae. The coding region runs from base 1 to 3990 and encodes 1329 amino acids.
AUGACCGACACUCCGGGGGACGACCGCACCCUCUUCGGCUCUGUCAGAGCCCCACCCCAUGUCGACGUCGUCCAGGCAGAGGCAGAGUUCAACCAGCUCUCCAGGGCGUUGACCAAGCGCUCGGUGUCAGACACUCCGUCGGAAAAUGAGAAAGGCGAGAAGGAACACCGAGACGUCGAGAAGGACGUCUCCAUCCUCGCUGAAGAGCCCUUCGAUUUGCGCGCAUACCUGACCUCGAGCAAUGAUGCUAACCAGAGUGCGGGUAUCCAGCACAAACACGUCGGUGUCACCUGGGAGCAGCUCCAGGUAGACGUCUUUGGUGGAUUGGGUCACAAGCAUGGAAACUCAUGCACAUUUGCAGACGAGAUUGUCAAGUUCGGGCUCACUCCCUAUUAUCUCUUGAAGCCCCUCGUCACGAAGCUGCUCCCUGCCAGCCGCAAGCAGGUGCCAACGUCAACGAUCAUUCACCCACAAUCUGGUCUGCUCAAACCAGGUGAAAUGUGUCUUGUAUUGGGAACUCCGGGUUCGGGCUGCACUACGUUCCUGAAGACGAUUGCCAAUGAGCGACGCGAAUACCACGGCGUGUAUGGUGAUGUCCGCUACGCGGGAAUCGACGCACACGAGAUGGCCAAGCACUACAGAGGUGAAGUUGUCUACAACAUGGAAGACGACAUCCAUAUCGCUACGCUGACCGUCUCCCAGACGCUCAACUUCGCACUGUCUCUCAAAACGCCUGGGCCCACGGGCCGUCUGCCCGGCAUGUCGCGCCAGGAGUUCCAGAGCACUGUCCUGAACACCCUGCUGCGCAUGCUCAACAUAUCGCACACGGCGAAUACCCUAGUCGGCGACGAAUUCGUCCGCGGUGUGUCCGGUGGAGAGCGGAAGCGCGUGUCCAUCGCGGAGAUGAUGGCGACCCGCGCACACGUUGUCUGCUUCGACAACUCCACCCGCGGACUUGACGCCAGUACUGCGCUGGAUUUUGUCAAGUCAUUACGGAUCAUGACCGACGUCCUUGGUCAGACCGUCUUCGUCACCCUGUACCAAGCAGGCGAGUCAAUAUAUGAGCUCUUCGACAAAGUCCUCGUCCUCGACAAAGGCCGCCAAGUCUACUUUGGCUCCCCAUCCCAGGCUCGCGCAUACUUCGAGGGACUCGGGUUCAAGCCGCUCCCGCGGCAGAGCACGCCCGACUACCUCACCGGAUGCACCGACCCGAACGAGCGGCAGUUCGCCCCUGGCCGCUCCGAAGCGGACGUGCCCACGACCCCUGAGCAGCUCGAGCAGGCGUUCCUGCAGUCGCCGUUCGCGCAGGACGUGCAGGACUCGCUCGUGAAGUACAAGGGCGUGAUGGAGCACGACAAGGCGGACCAGGAGGCAUUCCGCACGGCCGUCGCGGCGGACAAGAAGCGUGGCGUGUCGAAGAAGAGCCCGUACACCCAGGGCUUCCUCAAUCAGGUCCGCGCGCUGUUCUGGCGCCAGUUCCAGAUGCGCCUCCAGGAUCGCUUCCAGAUCUACACGAGCUUCACUUUGCAUACCAGGCGGGUGCUCUUCGCUUCGCUGCUGACAGCCGCGUUGGAUACUUUCGGAGAGAUGCCGGUGCAAAUGCUGGGCCGACCCAUCAUCAAGAAACAGACUGGCUACAGCUUGUACCGUCCCGCAGCCAUUGCCAUCGCGAACACUCUGGCAGACAUGCCGUUCUCGGCGUCGAGGGUGUUCAUCUACAACGUGAUCAUUUACUUCAUGGCGGGCCUCAACCGUUCUGCAGGCGGGUUCUUUACGUUCCAUCUAAUCACGUACUUGACGUUCCUCACCAUGCAAGGGUUCUUCAGGACAUUCGGCUUCAUGUGCACAAACUUUGACUCGGCGUUCCGGCUGGCGACGUUCUUCUUGCCUAACAUGAUCAUGUACGCUGGGUACAUGAUACCCGUCUUCCAAAUGAAGCGCUGGCUUUUCUGGAUCUUGGAAUGUGAUGGGUCUUACAUAACGCCUCGCAAUCCGCCCGGCGUCAAUAAGUAUCCAUGGCGUCGGCCCAAUCAGAUCUGUACGCUGUACGGGUCCACUCCCGGCGAGUCCGUCGUGUCUGGCCACUCCUAUGUGGACCUGACGCAGGUUUUGCUCGUGGAAUUCUACCCUGUGUACUUUGGCGCCGCUGGCGUGACGAUAUACUCGGAGGACGCUGAAACGAAGGAGCGGAACAGGGUUCUCCAGGAACGCAAGGCGCGGCGCGAACAGAAGCGCAGAGAGGGCGGCAACGAGAAACAGGAUGUCGAGGAGAGUCCCGUUCCUGAGGGCUCGAAGAGGCUGUUGCAUGACGUCUUCGGGUAUUGCAAGCCUGGCACGAUGACGGCUCUCAUGGGAUCUUCGGGAGCUGAACAUUGGCGUUGUUUCGGCGAAUUGCUCAUGGACGGACGACCCCUUGCCAGUGACUUCGCUCGCAAGACUGCCUACGCCGAGCAAAUGGACGUGCAUGAAGGCACUGCGACCGUCCGAGAAGCGAUGCGGUUCUCGGCCUACCUUCGUCAGCCGUACCAUAUCUCCCAGGAAGAGAAGGAUGCCUAUGUCGAGGAGAUGAUCGAGGUGCUCGAGCUGCAGGAUCUCGCGGACGCCGUCGUGUUCAGCCUCGGCGUCGAGGCGCGCAAGCGUCUUACAAUCGGCGUUGAGCUUGCCAGCAAACCCUCUCUGCUCUUCCUGGACGAGCCGACGUCGGGUCUCGACGGCCAGAGCGCCUGGAACCUCGUCCGCUUCCUCCGGAAACUCGCGGACAACGGCCAAGCCAUUCUGUGUACGAUCCACCAGCCGUCUUCGAUGCUCAUCCAGACCUUCGACAAGCUACUCCUCCUAGAGCGCGGCGGCGAGACCGUGUACUUUGGCGAUAUUGGACAGGACUCUGCUAUCUUGCGUAGCUACUUCGCGAAGCAUGGCGCGGUGUGCCCGUCGAACGUCAACCCGGCCGAGUUCAUGCUGGACGCGAUAGGUGCAGGUUUGGCGCCGCGGAUUGGUGAUCGUGAUUGGAAAGACGUCUGGCUCGGCUCGGAGGAGUAUGCAGAGGUGAGGCGAGAGAUCGACCGGAUGAAGCAUGAGACUGCCGCGAAGUCUGUGGCCGCAAAUGAAAAGUCUGCUAUGUAUGCCACGCCGUUCUUCUACCAGCUGAAAGUGGUUGUUGCCCGCAACAAUUCGAUGCUCUGGCGCUCGCCCGACUACGUCUGGAGCCGUCUGUUCGUCCACGCCUUCAUCUCGCUGUUCGUCUCCCUGCCGUUCCUGCAACUGGGCAACGAUACCCGUGACCUGCAGUACCGUGUCUUCUUCUGGGUUAGCAUCCUCCCCGCCAUCGUCAUGGGCCAGCUGGAGCCUAUGUGGAUCAUCAAUCGUCGUAUCUUCGUCCGGGAAGCGUCCAGCCGAAUCUAUUCGCCGUACGUCUUCGCCAUCGGCCAGCUCAUUGGGAGAUGCCGUGCUGCGGGCGUUGGAGGCACCUUCUUCCAGCUGCUCCCGUUCUUUACCCUCGGUCAGCUCAUCGGUGCAAUCUCGCCCAGUAUGCAGAUCGCUCCCCUGUUCAAUCCGUUUGUCGUUGUCGUGCUCGGUAUCUUCUGCGGUGUCCAGAUCCCAUACCCGACUAUGGAGAGCUUCUGGCGAACGUGGCUCUACCAGCUUGACCCGUACACCAGAUUGCUAAGCUCGAUGCUCUCGGUCGAGCUGCACGGGCUCCAGAUACAGUGCGCCGCGGAGGAGUUCGUCGUCUUCAGCCCGCCUUCAGCGCAAACGUGCCAGCAGUGGGCGGGAGACUUCGUCGACUACUACGGAGGGUAUUUGAACAACCCUAAUGCGACCAGUGCAUGUCAAUAUUGCGAAUACUCAGUUGGUGAUGAGUUCUUCACACCGCUGAACAUCUUGUACUCGAACCGGUGGAGAGACGUAUUCAUCUUGCUCGCUUACUCUGUGUUCAACAUCAUUGCGACUGUUAUUGCUUCGCGCUUCCUUCGCUAUGCAAAGCGGUAG